Orycteropus afer afer is the source of this 1869-nucleotide messenger RNA. RefSeq names its product solute carrier family 5 member 12 (gene SLC5A12). Lineage: Eukaryota; Metazoa; Chordata; Mammalia; Tubulidentata; Orycteropodidae. The record is from RefSeq and is a predicted model, not a curated record. The transcript has 15 exons. Gene Ontology annotation, cellular component: membrane. Bases 1 to 1869 code for a protein of 622 amino acids. Gene Ontology annotation, molecular function: symporter activity; lactate transmembrane transporter activity. Gene Ontology annotation, biological process: transmembrane transport; sodium ion transport.
AUGGACGGUCCACAGGUGAAGAGCUUUGUAGUUUGGGAUUAUGUUGUGUUUGCCGGACUCUUUGUCAUUUCUUCUGGAAUUGGAGUGUUCUUUGCCAUUAAAGAGAGGAAAAAGGCAACCUCCAGGGAGUUCCUGGUGGGAGGAAGGCAAAUGAGCUUUGGCCCUGUGGCCUUGUCUCUGACAGCCAGCUUCAUGUCAGCAGUCACUGUCCUGGGAGCCCCUUCCGAUGUUUACCGCUUCGGAGCAUCCUUCCUGCUCUUCUUCAUUGCAUAUGCCUUCGUCAUCAUCUUCACGUCAGAGCUCUUUCUGCCUGUGUUCUACAGAUCUGGCAUCACCAGCACUUAUGAGUACUUAGAACUACGAUUCAACAAACCAGUUCGCUACGUGGCAACAGUCAUCUACAUUGUGCAGACGAUUCUCUACACAGGAGUAGUGGUGUAUGCUCCUGCUCUGGCACUCAAUCAAGUGACGGGGUUUGAUCUCUGGGGCUCUGUGUUUGCAACAGGAAUUGUUUGCACAUUCUACUGUACCCUGGGAGGAUUAAAAGCAGUUGUAUGGACAGAUGCAUUUCAGAUGGUUGUCAUGGUUGUGGGCUUCUUAACAGUUCUCAUUCAAGGAUCAGCCCAUGCUGGUGGAUUACAUAACAUAUUAGAGCAAGCAGCAAAUGGAUCACGACUAAAUAUAUUUGACUUUGAUGUAGAUCCUCUCAGGCGACACACCUUUUGGACAAUCUCAGUGGGAGGAACUUUUACAUGGCUUGGGAUCUAUGGAGUCAAUCAGUCAACCAUCCAGCGAUGCAUCUCUUGCAGAACAGAAAAGCAUGCCAAACUUGCCCUGUACUUUAACUUGCUGGGUCUCUGGAUCAUACUUGUGUGUGCUGUUUUCUCUGGAUUGAUUAUGUACGCACACUUCAAAGACUGUGACCCUUGGACUUCUGGAAUUAUCUCAGCACCAGACCAGCUGAUGCCUUACUUUGUCAUGGAAAUAUUUGCCACAAUGCCAGGCCUGCCAGGACUCUUUGUGGCUUGUGCCUUCAGUGGAACUCUGAGCACUGUGGCUGCCAGCAUCAAUGCCUUAGCAACAGUGACCUUUGAGGAUUUUGUCAAGAGCUGUUUUCCCCAUCUCUCUGACAAGCUGAGCACCUGGAUCAGUAAAGGCUUAUGUCUCUUGUUUGGUGUGAUAUGUACCUCCAUGGCUGUGGCUGCAUCUCUCAUGGGGGGCAUCAUACAGGCUGCCCUUAGCAUCCAUGGCAUGUGCGGAGGACCAAUGCUUGGCUUGUUCACUCUGGGGAUUGUAUUCCCUUUUGUGAACUGGAAGGGUGCACUUGGAGGCAUUCUAACUGGAAUCAUCUUGUCAUUUUGGGUGGCUAUCGGAGGCUUCAUUUACCCUGCACCAGCCUCUAAGACAUGGCCCUUGCCUUUGUCGACAGAACAGUGUCUUCUUCCAAAUGUUACAGAAUUAUUGCCUCAAGAGCUGUCUAGCAGACCUGCCAUAGCUGAUACCUGGUAUUCACUCUCCUACCUUUACUACAGUGCAGUGGGUUGCCUAGGGUGCAUUGUUGCUGGAAUGAUCAUCAGCUUAAGAACAGGUCAUCAACACAGCAAAGAUAUUCAACCACUGUUAAUUAGACCAGUAUGCAACUUAUGUUGCUUUUGGUCCAAGAAAUACAAAACCCUAUGCUGGUGUGGAGUUCAGCAUGACAGUGGGACAGAGCAGGAAAACCUUGAGAAUGGCAGUGCCUGGAAACAAGGGGCUGAAUCUCUCCUUCAGAAUGGACUCAGGCAAGAAAGCCUGGCCCAUCCCACUGGCUACGAUCCCAAGGACAAAUCUUACACCAAUCCGGGGUUGGAAAAGAUUACCCAUUUCUAA